GACCAAGAGCAGUGCGAGCGUCAAUGCUAAAACAUGUUCGCCUGUUGAUUUGUGAUAGUUUGAGGUGACAUUUUUAAAAUAAUUUGGACACCGGAUCCCUUUUCCAUCAUGAAAGAUCCAUGCAUUGCCGUAGGAAUAUGGGCAAUAUGGGCAACAGGUGAUGGGAGCACACUUCCCUGUCCGUCAAUGCUAGUCAACCUGCAUUUUCUCUAAUACCUUCCUUGCCCGGUAAAUACGUUCCCAGCACUGAUUGGUUCUGCGGUCCUUUUAGUAGUAAUUACAUUGCUACGAUGUAUAUAUACAUAUAUGGCCAAAGACCAAGAGCAGUGCUAGGGUCAAUGCUAAAACAUGUUUGUGUGCUGAUUUGUGAUAGUAUGAGGUGACAUUUUAAAAAUAAUUUGGACACCAGCUCCUUUUUCCAUCAUGAAAAAUCCAUGCAUUGCAGUAGGAAUAUGGGCAAUAUGGGCAACAGGUGAUGCGAGCACACUUCCCUGUCGGUCAAUGCUCGUCAACCUGCAUUUUCUCUAAUACCUUCCUUGCCCGGUAAAUACGUUCCACCACUGAUUGGUUCUGCGGUCCUUUUAGUAGUAUUCAAGGAGUUUGUAAAAUUUGUUGCAUGCGUUCAAUAUUUUAUCAAAAAUUCGAUGGCUUUGGCUCUCUUCUUUCUUCUCCUCCUUUUUAGAUCUAUCCCAUUUACAUCAUCAACCAUUUCUAGCUUGAGCAAAGGCAGAUCUUUGUCUGUGGAAAAUGCUAACCACAUUUUGAUCUCACCAAAUGGUGUAUUUUCCGCUGGGUUUUGCCCCGUUGGGGAAAAUGCUUAUUGCUUCGCCAUAUGGUUCAACAUGCCAUCCUAUGACGGUAGUCUCAGUGUAGUUUGGAUGGCAAAUCGAGACCAACCUGUCAAUGGAAGGCGUUCAAAACUUUCCCUGUUGAAAAACGGUACCUUAAUCUUGACUGACGCUUCUCAACUUCCUGUUUGGGCUACGUCCACAACCUCAACCUCUCUCCGUUUGCAACUGCAGAACUCUGGCAACCUCGUGCUUCACAACUUUGAAGGUCGUGGCGUACACAUCUGGCAAAGUUUCGAUUCACCGACAGAUACUCUGCUUCCUGGGCAACCACUCACCAGAUACGUGAAGCUUGUCUCCUCAAGGAGCAAAACCAACAUUUCGUCUGGCUAUUAUAAGCUCUUUUUUGAUGAUGACAAUGUACUUCGCCUUAUUUUCGAUGGCCCUGAGACAUCAAGUAUUUACUGGCCGGACCCUGAGCUAUUAAGCAAUGAGGCCGGAAGGUCAAGGUACAAUGAUACAAGAACUGCAGUUUUUGAUUCGAGAGGUUAUUUUAGAUCAACAGAUCGUGUGGAGUUUACAUCAACUGAUUUCGGACAAGGCCCCAAAAGAAGGUUAACCCUUGAUUUUGAUGGUAAUCUUAGACUAUAUAGUUUUGAUGAAAGAAAGAAGAGUUGGUCAAUAUCGUGGCAAGCUAUGUCAAAACCUUGCAGGGUUCACAAUGCGUGUGGACCUAACGCUAUAUGCACCUAUCACCCUGCUUCUGGUCGAAAAUGUUCCUGUCCGCCUGGGUAUGAGAUGAAAAUUAGUAGCGAUUGGAGUUUUGGAUGCAAACCUGAAUUCAAUAUCCAACACAAAAAUGGUAAUGUUAUGUUCGUUAGACUUUCUCAUUCUGAUUUUUAUGGCUACAAUAUCGAAAUCAUUCGCAACUCUACUUUUGAGGACUGCACGAAGAAAUGUUUGGAGUUAAAAAACUGCAAAGGGUUUCAGUACAUUUUUAAUGAAGACGAAUUCGUUUAUAAUUGUUACCCUAAGUGGCAAUUACGCAACGGACACAGCUCGCCAGAUCAUGACGGAGCCAUGUAUGUGAAACUCCCCAAGCCAGGUGGACUCUUCUCCAACUCUUACAAUAACUCUAUUAAUGAAUUCAAGUUGGAUUGCUCCGUCCCAAUUACAAAGCUACUUGAUAGACAUUAUCAACAAGACCAGACAAGCGUGGCAUCUAAGAAUUUUCUUUGGGUUGCUUGUGCAAUUGGAUGGAUUGAGGCGUUCAUCAUCAUUCUGGUGUGUUAUUUCUUGCAUCGAAGGCAGCGGGUUUCUGUCACCACACAUGGCUACCUCUACACUGUAACAGGAUUCAAAAGAUUCACUUAUGCUGAGUUGAAAAAAGCCACACAGGGCUUCACUGAAGUGAUAGGAAGAGGAGGAGCUGGUGUUGUUUAUAAAGGUGUUUUAUUUGAUCAGCGAGUAGCAGCAAUCAAGCGUCUGAGUGAAGCCAACCAAGGAGAGGCUGAGUUUCUGGCGGAAGUAAACACCAUCGGAAUGAUUAACCACAAAAAUUUGAUUGAGAUGUGGGGGUAUUGUGCAGAAGGAAAACAAAGACUUUUGGUGUACGAGUACAUGGAGCAAGGGUCCUUGGCAGAUAAGCUACAAUCUAAUAAUGCACUUGACUGGGACAAGAGGUUCAAAAUCGCGAUUGGCACUGCUAAAGGUUUGGCUUAUUUGCAUGAAGAAUGUUUGGAAUGGGUUCUGCAUUGGGUUCUGCAUUGUGAUAUCAAGCCUCAAAACAUACUCUUGGAUUCAGAUUACCAACCAAAGGUUUCAGAUUUUGGUCUGUCCAAGCUUCUAAGUAGAGGUGAUGAUCAUCAGCAUAAUAUUUCAAGCUUCUCAAGGAUUAGAGGAACCAGAGGCUAUAUGGCUCCCGAGUGGGUCUUCAAUUUACCGAUCACCUCCAAAGUUGAUGUUUAUAGCUAUGGUGUCGUGUUGUUGGAGAUGGCUACUGGAAGAAAUCCAACUUUGGGUGUCCAUACUCUUAGCAACAGAGGAGAAGCAGAGCAUGGAACAUGGGUCAGAGAAAGAAUGAAGGGUAAUUUAGUAAUUAGUGAAAUCGUGGAGUCCUUGACUGAUGACACUUGUGACAGGAGCCGAAUAGAAAUACUAAUAGAGGUGGCUCUUCAAUGCGUGGAGGGCAGAGAUGCAAGACCUACCAUGACUCAAGUAGUUGAGAAACUUGUGCGAGGAAUAGAUCAAUAGCUAUUAGAUACAGCCACGUGUUUAUCUUUGUUGUAGAUUUUUUUUUUUUUCUUUUUUGGCUGCGUAUUUAUGUUUAUGGUAGACUUUAAAUUUUAAUUUCUGAAAAGUUUGGUCUCUUUGAAUAAAUAAAUAGGCAUUGCAUUCUAUUUAUAAAUAAAUAAAUUUUAA
Messenger RNA from Ziziphus jujuba (common jujube), 3209 nucleotides. RefSeq names its product putative receptor protein kinase ZmPK1. The record is from RefSeq and is a predicted model, not a curated record. Gene Ontology annotation, biological process: protein phosphorylation; recognition of pollen. Gene Ontology annotation, molecular function: ATP binding; protein serine/threonine kinase activity. Lineage: Eukaryota; Viridiplantae; Streptophyta; Magnoliopsida; Rosales; Rhamnaceae.